CUGUGGGCUUGCGCACUCUGAUGACCUUAAGUGUACUACUAAUAAGGUUUAAAGGAAAGAGAUGCUUUCUGAAGACUACAGAAUAAACUUUCAUUUGUUUGACCGCGACGAGUUAAAUAUUUUUAGAAGAACAAUUCUUACUUGGUAUGACGAUAAUCGGAGACAACUUCCUUGGAGGCGGCCCUUAGUUUCAACUUCAUCUGUAAAUAGUUAUCAGGACAAAUCUAUAGUUGAACCUAUCAAAACUAAAAAUUCUGUUGAACACGCCUAUGCAGUAUGGAUUUCUGAAGUAAUGUGUCAACAGACUCAAGUUGCCACUGUCAUUAACUAUUACACUCGUUGGAUUGAGAAAUUUCCAACUUUAGAAGCUCUAGCUGUUUCCAGCGUCGAGGAUGUCAAUAAAGUGUGGUCGGGUCUUGGAUAUUAUGCUCGCGCUCGACGUCUUAGAGAGGCCGCGAUAAAGAUAAUGAAAGACUUCGAUGGCAAACUCCCCGAGUCGUCAGAAGAGUUAAGGACACUUCCCGGAAUCGGUUUGUACACCGCAAAUGCUAUUGCAUCCAUCGCCUUUAAUAAGUCGGUGGGAGUAGUCGACGGAAAUGUCAUGCGCGUGUUAGCGAGAAUGCGAUUGAUUGGCGCUGAUAUAAAAGUUCAAGCAGUGAUCUCUCUAUUUUGGCGACUUGCCAAUGAAGCUGUGGAUCCUGACCGACCAGGCGACUUCAAUCAAGCUCUAAUGGAGUUGGGCGCUGUGCUAUGCACUCCUCAAAACCCUAACUGUGCUGCCUGUCCAGUUCAACUACUCUGCAAAGCUAGAAAAACGGUAGAGUUUAAUCUAAAAAAUAAAGGAAAUAAGCCACCUCACGGGGGAGGGGAGUGCCUAUAUUGCGGAGAUAUGAAAAUGCCGUGUCAUGACGUUUCGGCGUUUCCCUUCAAGUCAAGGAAAAAAGCUCUCCGGGAAGAGUCGUUUGUCGUUUGCGUGAUAUCUGUGCGUAGUGGAGAGCAACCCGACAAAACUUAUCUGAUUAGGAGGCGCCCUGCUAAAGGAUUGCUAGCAGGACUUUGGGAGUUUCCUUCAGUGCAAGUAAAUAGCAAAGCUUGCCAAAGUCGUUCAGCAAGAAGGCGCCUCCUAGCCGAAUUUCUGAAGGGGGCCAAUAAGGAAGUAUAUGACAUUCUCCAGAAAAAAAGUUUUCAGAAGAGCAAAGGCUAUAUUGAGCAUCUCUUUUCUCACAUCCGAGCAACUUACUUUGUGGAAUACUGCGAAUGUCAAGGCGUUACGAGUUUGACCAUAGAUUGCUGGAAGUGGGUGACGGAGAGCGGCUUAAAAAUUGAGGCUCUUUCUACAGCAAUGCGCAAAGUUUUCACAAAAGCGACUGAAGACGAUCAAAAGUACAAGCAAACGCUUUUGGAGUUUUAAACCAUUUUAUUGGUUAAUAUUCGACUUCUGAGCUGUCGCUUUCAAUGGCACUGACAUCAGAACUCUGGGAACUUUCUGUUUCUUCCAUAUCGUAACUCGAAGCCUCCACAACCUUUUUUUCACAAGUUGUUAUCUACAUUAUAGAGGACUUGCAGUCAACUUGUGUGCUUUAACAAUUAAUAAUAA
Zophobas morio is the source of this 1597-nucleotide messenger RNA. RefSeq names its product adenine DNA glycosylase-like. Gene Ontology annotation, cellular component: nucleus. The record is from RefSeq and is a predicted model, not a curated record. Gene Ontology annotation, biological process: base-excision repair; mismatch repair. The transcript has 15 exons. Gene Ontology annotation, molecular function: oxidized purine DNA binding; 8-oxo-7,8-dihydroguanine DNA N-glycosylase activity; adenine/guanine mispair binding. Bases 62 to 1411 code for a protein of 449 amino acids. Lineage: Eukaryota; Metazoa; Arthropoda; Insecta; Coleoptera; Tenebrionidae.